This is a messenger RNA of Monopterus albus (swamp eel), 1900 nucleotides long. It is a transcript of the gene eed, whose product is annotated as embryonic ectoderm development. Bases 75 to 1406 code for a protein of 443 amino acids. The record is from RefSeq and is a predicted model, not a curated record. Gene Ontology annotation, molecular function: protein binding. Lineage: Eukaryota; Metazoa; Chordata; Actinopteri; Synbranchiformes; Synbranchidae. The transcript has 12 exons.
CUGAGCUCCAAUCAAACUACCCUACCCAACAGCACAUGCGGUGGUGAAGCGGAAGAGGCGGAGUUGGAACCAAAAUGAGGGAAAAUAAGAACCCAUCUGAGUCCCCUUCACAAGCGGGAAAAGAAAUACCUGCGAAAAAACAAAAACACAGCAGUGACGAGAACAGUAACCCUGAUUUAUCAGGAGAUGAGAAUGAUGAUGCUGUCAGUGUUGAGAGUGGGACCAAUGCAGAGCGCCCAGACACACCCACUAACACUGCCAACGCCCCAGGCAGGAAGAGCUGGGGCAAGGGCAAGUGGAAAUCCAAGAAGUGCAGAUAUUCAUUUAAAUGUGUCAACAGCCUGAGGGAGGACCAUGGCCAGCCACUGUUUGGAGUCCAAUUUAACUGGCACAGCAAGGAGGGAGACCCUCUGGUGUUUGCCACAGUUGGGAGUAACAGGGUUACUCUGUAUGAAUGUCACUCUCAGGGAGAAAUAAGACUUUUACAGUCUUAUGUAGAUGCAGACGCAGAUGAGAACUUCUAUACAUGUGCCUGGACCUAUGACACCAACACAAGUCAUCCACUGCUGGCUGUAGCCGGGUCCCGUGGUAUUAUUCGAGUGAUCAACCACAUCACAAUGCAGUGCAUCAAGCAUUAUGUAGGCCAUGGGAAUGCCAUCAAUGAACUCAAGUUUCACCCGAGGGAUCCCAAUCUCCUACUUUCUGUCAGCAAAGAUCACGCCCUUCGUCUAUGGAACAUACAGACAGACACAUUAGUGGCAAUAUUUGGUGGUGUGGAAGGUCAUCGAGACGAAGUCCUGAGUGCCGAUUUUGAUCUCCUGGGUGAAAAGAUUAUGUCUUGUGGGAUGGACCACUCCCUAAAACUUUGGAGAAUCAAUUCAGAGAGAAUGCAGAAAGCUAUCUGUGGAUCUUAUGAGUACAACCCCUCCAAGACCAACAGGCCUUUUGUGUCACAGAAAAUUCACUUCCCAGACUUCUCAACACGAGACAUCCAUAGAAACUAUGUGGACUGCGUGCGGUGGCUGGGUGAUCUUGUUCUUUCCAAGUCUUGUGAAAAUGCCAUUGUGUGCUGGAAACCAGGAAAGAUGGAGGACGACAUUGAUCACAUCAAACCAAAUGAGUCUAACGUGACUAUUCUGGGACGCUUUGAUUACAGUCAGUGUGACAUUUGGUACAUGCGUUUCUCCAUGGACUUCUGGCAGAAGAUGCUGGCUUUGGGAAACCAAGUGGGGAAGCUUUAUGUGUGGGACCUUGAAGUGGAAGACCCGCACAAAGCCAAGUGCACCACACUGACCCUCCCCAAAUGCACAUCAGCCAUCCGACAAACCAGCUUCAGCCGCGACAGCAGCAUUUUGAUAGCCGUGUGUGACGACGCGUCAAUCUGGCGCUGGGACCGACAGCGCUGAGUAACUGACUGAAAGACAUUUAUUCUUCAUCCUUCCCCAGCUUGUUGCCCUAUUGUACAGAUCUGCACUGCAAAAAUUGUCAGGUUGAACAUUAGUCUAGCGUGUGGUUUAAAAGCAUUUCCUUAAAAAAGUGAGAAGUCGGGUCAAGAUGGUGAGAUGGUCUUUGGUUAGUCCAGCCAGUCUUUUGGCAGGAUUCUUUGUGAAAAAGAAACGAUUCCUGAGAUGAUGAAAGAACAUUUUAUAUCCGACACCACGUCUGGGAUUUAUUCCUUUUUAGAUGAACUUUUGACCCACAAAUAAACAAGCAAAAAGAAAAAGCUUUUUCCCCUAAUCAUAGAUAAAUGUUUUAUUGUAUGAUUUUGUACUUUAAGAAAUGGUAGUUAUAAGCAUGUUGGUGAAAUAAUCCGCUCCUGUAUGCCUUCUAGCUUCCUAUGCAGUUUGAACAUUCACAGUAAAUAACACCACUUUAAAUUCCUGAGAGAAGAUGAGUUGUU